Messenger RNA from Elephantulus edwardii (Cape elephant shrew), 4180 nucleotides. RefSeq names its product par-3 family cell polarity regulator (gene PARD3). Bases 97 to 4122 code for a protein of 1341 amino acids. Lineage: Eukaryota; Metazoa; Chordata; Mammalia; Macroscelidea; Macroscelididae. The record is from RefSeq and is a predicted model, not a curated record. The transcript has 24 exons. Gene Ontology annotation, cellular component: apical junction complex; cell cortex; adherens junction. Gene Ontology annotation, molecular function: protein binding; phosphatidylinositol binding. Gene Ontology annotation, biological process: microtubule cytoskeleton organization; establishment of centrosome localization; cell adhesion.
GCGCCCCCCAGGGCAUCCAGCCGCCCCGGCCCGGGGGCGGUGCCAGCCGAGGGCUCAGCCAGGGAGCGCGCGCGGGACCGUGGCGGUGGCGGCAGCAUGAAAGUGACCGUGUGCUUCGGCAGGACCCGGGUGGUCGUGCCGUGCGGAGACGGCAACAUGAAAGUUUUCAACCUCAUCCAGCAAGCAGUGACCCGCUAUCGGAAGGCCAUCGCCAAGGAUCCAAACUACUGGAUACAGGUGCAUCGACUGGAACAUGGAGAUGGUGGCAUAUUAGACUUGGAUGACAUCCUCUGUGACGUGGCAGAUGAUAAAGACAGACUGGUAGCUGUGUUUGAUGAGCAAGACCCACAUCAUGGAGGUGAUGGCACAAGUGCCAGCUCCACUGGCACCCAGAGCCCCGAGAUCUUUGGCAGUGAACUUGGCACCAACAAUGUGUCAGCCUUUCAGCCUUAUCAAGCAACAAGUGAAAUCGAGGUCACGCCUUCAGUCCUCCGUGCAAAUAUGCCUCUUCACGUCCGACGAAGCAGUGACCCAGCUUUAAUUGGCCUCUCAACUUCUGUCAGUGAUAAUAAUUUUUCCUCUGAAGAACCUUCACGGAAAAAUCCCACACGCUGGUCCACAACAGCUGGUUUCCUCAAACAAAACACUGCUGGCAGCCCCAAAACCUGUGAUAGGAAGAAAGAUGAAAACUACCGAAGCCUCCCACGGGAUACUAGCAACUGGUCUAACCAAUUUCAGAGAGACAAUGCACGCUCUUCUCUGAGUGCCAGCCAUCCAAUGGUGGACAAGUGGCUGGAGAAGCAAGAGCAGGAUGAAGAUGGGGCAGAAGAAGACAACAGUCGUGUUGAGCCAGUUGGACAUGCUGACACCGGUUUGGAGAAUAUACCCAACUUUUCUCUGGAUGAUAUGGUAAAGCUCGUACAAGUCCCCAACGAUGGCGGGCCUCUGGGAAUCCAUGUAGUGCCUUUCAGUGCUCGUGGCGGCAGAACCCUGGGGUUAUUAGUAAAACGACUGGAGAAAGGUGGUAAAGCUGAACAAGAAAACCUCUUUCAUGAGAAUGAUUGUAUUGUCAGGAUUAAUGAUGGCGACCUUCGGAAUAGAAGAUUUGAGCAAGCACAACAUAUGUUUCGCCAAGCCAUGCGUACACCCAUCAUUUGGUUCCAUGUGGUUCCUGCCGCAAAUAAAGAGCAGUAUGAACAACUCUCCCAAAGUGAGAAGAACAGUUACUAUUCCAGCCGCUUCAGCCCUGACAGCCAGUAUGUGGAUAACCGGAGUGUGGGCAGUGGAGGGCUUCACGGAGUCCCCCGAGUACCCAGACUGAACCAGCCACCUGAGCAAAUAGACUCUCACCCACGACUACCUCAUAGUGCAAACCCCGCUGGGAAACCGCCCUCAGCUCUGGCUCCAGCACCACAAAAUAUAUUUAAUACGAAUGUAAGCAGUGGUUAUAACACCAAAAAAAUAGGCAAGAGACUUAAUAUCCAGCUUAAGAAAGGCACAGAAGGUUUGGGAUUUAGCAUCACUUCCCGAGAUGUAACAAUAGGUGGCUCAGCUCCAAUUUAUGUGAAAAACAUUCUCCCAAGAGGGGCUGCCAUUCAAGAUGGAAGACUCAAAGCAGGGGACAGACUCAUAGAGGUAAACGGAGUGGAUUUAGCAGGCAAAUCCCAGGAGGAAGUCGUUUCUCUGCUGAGGAGCACGAAGAUGGAAGGGACAGUGAGCCUCCUGGUCUUUCGUCAGGAAGACGCCUUCCACCCGAGGGAACUGAAAGCAGAAGAUGAGGAUAUUGUUCUCACACCUGAUGGCACUCGGGAAUUUCUAACGUUUGAAGUUCCACUGAACGAUUCGGGAUCUGCAGGCCUUGGUGUCAGUGUCAAAGGGAACCGGUCUAAAGAGAACCAUGCAGAUUUGGGAAUCUUUGUCAAGUCCAUCAUUAACGGAGGAGCAGCAUCUAAAGAUGGGAGGUUGCGGGUGAAUGACCAACUGAUAGCAGUAAAUGGGGAGUCCCUGUUGGGCAAGACAAACCAAGAUGCUAUGGAAACCCUGAGAAGAUCCAUGUCUACUGAAGGAAACAAGCGUGGAAUGAUCCAGCUUAUCGUGGCGAGGCGAAUAAGCAAGUGCAAUGAGCUCAAGUCACCUGGGAGCCCCCCGGGACCUGAGUUGCCCAUUGAAACAGUGCUGGAUGACCGAGAACGGAGGAUUUCUCACUCUCUCUACAGUGGGAUUGAGGGGCUAGAUGAAUCACCCACAAGAAAUGCUGCCCUUAGCCGGAUAAUGGGUAAAUACCAGCUGUCCCCCACAGUGAAUAUGCCCCAGGAUGACACUGUCAUUAUAGAAGAUGACAGGUUACCAGUGCUUCCUCCACACCUCUCUGACCAGUCGUCUUCAAGCUCCCAUGAUGAUGUGGGAUUCGUGACAACAGACGCUGCUGCCGCGUGGGCUAAAGCUACAAUCACUGACUCUGCAGAUUGCUCCCUGAGCCCUGAUGUUGAUCCAGGUCUUGCUUUUCAACGAGAAGGAUUUGGACGCCAGAGUAUGUCAGAAAAACGCACAAAGCAAUUUUCAGAUGCCAGUCAAUUGGAUUUCGUAAAAACACGAAAAUCAAAAAGCAUGGAUUUAGGUAUAGCUGACGAGACUAAACUCAAUACAGUGGAUGACCAGAAAGCAGGUUCUCCCAGCAGAGAUGUAGGACCUUCACUCGGUCUGAAGAAGUCAAGCUCAUUGGAGAGUCUACAGACAGCCGUGGCUGAGGUGACUCUGAAUGGAGAUAUUCCUUUCCACCGCCCAAGGCCCAGAAUCAUCCGAGGAAGAGGGUGCAAUGAGAGCUUCAGAGCUGCGAUCGACAAGUCAUAUGAUAAACCUGCUGUCGAUGAUGAUGAUGAAGGCAUGGAGACCUUGGAAGAAGACACAGAAGAAAGCUCAAGGUCUGGACGAGAGUCUGUAUCCACUGCCAGUGACCAGCCCUCGCACUCCUUGGAGAGACAGAUGAACGGGAACCAAGAGAAAGGUGACAAGACUGACCGAAGAAAGGAUAAAACUGCCAAAGAUAAGAAGAAAGACAGAGACAAAGAAAAGGAGAAGAUUAAAGCCAAGAAGGGGAUGCUGAAGGGCCUGGGAGACAUGUUCAGGUUUGGCAAACAUCGAAAAGAUGACAAGAUUGAGAAAACGGGUAAAAUAAAAAUGCAGGAAGCCCUUACUUCAGAAGAGGAGAGGAUACGAAUGAAGCAGGAGCGGGAGAGAAUUCAAGCCAAAACUCGCGAAUUUAGAGAGCGGCAAGCUCGGGAGCGUGACUAUGCUGAAAUCCAGGACUUUCAUCGGACCUUUGGCUGUGAAGAUGAAUUGAUAUUUGGGGGAAUGUCUUCGUAUGAAGGUUCCCUGGCCCUCAACACCAGACCCCAGAGCCCACGAGAAGGACAUAUGAUGGAUGCUUUGUACGCCCAAGUGAAGAAGCCCCGGAACUCCAAACCUUCACCUGUAGACAGCAGCAGAUCGACUCCCAGCAAUCAUGAUCGGAUACAGCGACUGAGGCAGGAAUUUCAACAAGCAAAACAGGAUGAAGAUGUAGAAGAUCGGCGACGUACAUAUAGCUUUGAACAACCCUGGCCAAACUCCAAGCCGUACACACAAAGCGGCAGGCACUCGGUGUCCGUCGAGGUCCAGAUGCAGCGGCAGCGGCAGGAGGAACGGGAGAGCUUUCAGCAAGCCCAGCGCCAGUACAGCUCUCUGCCUCGGCAAAGCAGGAAAAAUGCCAGUUCUGUCUCCCAGGAUUCUUGGGAGCAGAACUACUCCCCUGGAGAAGGCUUCCAGAGUGCCAAGGAGAACCCCCGGUACUCCAGCUACCAAGGCUCGAGGAACGGCUACAUGGGUGGGCACGGCUUCAACGCCAGAGUGAUGCUCGAGACCCAGGAGCUCCUGCGCCAGGAGCAGAGGCGAAAGGAGCAACAGAUGAAGAAGAAGCCUCCACCCGAGGGGUCCAGCAACUAUGACUCGUAUAAGAAAGCCCAGGACCCCAACUACACCCCUCCUAAGGGGCCCUUCCGGCAGGAUGUGCCCCCCUCCCCGUCUCAGGUUGCCAGGCUGAACAGACUGCAGACUCCUGAGAAGGGGAGGCCCUUUUAUUCCUGAGCAGGAGAAGAUCAGAGAGGCUUCAUGUCAUGCAAUAGAGGACAUUUUCCUAUGAAAA